GUGGGGGCGUACGUCAGCGAAGGGCGCGUGGAGGAGGCGGAACGCGUGCUGAGGGAGAUGACUGCAGAAGGCGUCAGGGCGGGACCGAGAUUGUUUAACACGCUGAUCACCGGGUACGGGCGAGAGAAGAAUUUACGAGGCGUCGAGGCGAGCUCGAUGGCGAUGCGUACGCUCGGCGUGACGCCGAAUCAAGCGACGUGGGGGGCGAAAGUGAACGCCUACGUGAGCUGCGAUAGAUUAGAUUUAGCCAUGGAUACGCUUGAGCAGGGCGUACGAUUCUCUCCGCGCGUCGAACGUCGGCCCGGGGUGCAGGCGUACACGGCGCUCGUGCAAGGAUUGGCGCACUCGGGACGAGUGGUCGAGGCGGACGAGCUCCUUCGUCGGAUGGCUCGAGACGGCGUCAAGCCGAACGUGUACACAUAUUCCACACUCAUCGACGGCUUGGCGAAAAGCGCGCAAAUUGGGCUCGCCGAGACGGCGCUGGCGGAGAUGCGCCGCGCAAAAAUCAAGCCGAGCGUCGUGACGUACAAUUCCUUGCUCAAGGGCGUCGUGCGCGGCAUCGGCAAGGCGGAUCGCACGGAUGAAGUUCUCCGACGUGCGCGUGAGAUGUUUGAUAGGAUGCGAGACGACGGCGUGCCACCGGAUUUGGUGACGUACAACACGUUGAUUGACGCGUGCAUCAAUGCUCGCGCUCCCGCCGAGGCGUGGAACAUUUUGCGCGAGAUAUCAGAAUCUGGUUUGAAGCCCGAUGUCGUGACGUACACGACGCUGCUGAAGUAUUUCGUGCAAGUCGGGGACGACUCGGCGACGCAAUGGGUGAUCGCCGAAUUGGAAACCGAUCCACAAGUCGUCGAGGACGUCGGCGUGUACAAUUGCUUAAUCAACGCCUACGCGCGUCAAGGCGACAUGUGCCGCGCCGUCGAGACGCUCGAAGGCAUGAAGGCGAAGAACAUCACGCCCAACGUAUCCACGUACGGCUCGAUAUUAGAAGGGUACAUUCGCCUAGGGAACGUGGGCGAGGCUUUUAAGGUGUACAAUUUGUGCGUAAAGUCGGCUGGACUGGCGCCGGACGCUCGCAUGCGAAAGUCGCUCAUCUACGGUUGCGGUUUGCACGGAAUGUCGGACAUUGCC
Messenger RNA from Ostreococcus lucimarinus CCE9901, 1131 nucleotides. RefSeq names its product pentatrichopeptide repeat (PPR) protein (gene PPR4). The annotation marks the transcript as partial. Gene Ontology annotation, molecular function: protein binding. NCBI's taxonomy places the organism in Eukaryota, Viridiplantae, Chlorophyta, Mamiellophyceae, Mamiellales, Bathycoccaceae. The transcript has a single exon. The record is from RefSeq and is a predicted model, not a curated record.